CUCUUCUCCCCCUACACAUCGGGGCGUUGGAGGCGUUCCCAAUCCGUCGAGGAGAGCAACCGCUCGCUCCAGUAAGUUUCCUCCCGGCCAGUUCUUUUGUUGGGUCAGGAAGAUCUGCUGCAGCUUAUAACGAAGGAUCUCCAGAUUUCUCUACAGGAAGAAGCUACAGGCCGGUUUCUGGCUCUUGUUUCUGAAUGUCAGGCUGCAAGAUGCGCAAGUCUUGUGAGUGCUGCAAUAGAUACUGGACCCAUUUGCAUGGAAAGGUCAAGUGUUUCGUCACGCAGAUGGACGGGAAUUCUAGGCAUAGCAUGGUCAUACCAGAGAGCUUUGUGAACUAUUUUGCAUGGAAGUUGUCAAGAACCAUCAAAUUAGAAGCCCCUGAUGGUAAUGUAUACGACGUCGAAAUCACUGAGCGUAGAAACAAAACAGUACUCAGAUCUGGAUGGGAGGCAUUUGUCAAUGCCAAUCAUAUAGCGGAGAACGACUCGUUGAUGUUCCGAUAUCGUGGAAGUGCUCGCUUCAAGGUCGUGUUCUUUGAUUCCAGUGGUUGUGAGAAAGUGGUGUCCUGUGCUCGCAUACAGAGCAAUAGUGGUGGGCAAGAACCAAGCACAUAUUCUACAGACAUGUCAAGCAGCUCCAGUGAUAGUAAAACUCACUCGUCAGGACGUGGAGGAUCAGAUGGAUGCCAGAGUGGAAGCUCUAGCUAUUGUAGAAAACGAGCAAAGAAAGAUGCACUAUCUUCUCCAUCCAGGAAUUUGUCAGGAGAAGACAGUCCUCAUGAGCAUGACUCCUAUGAGUCGGAUGAUCUCGCACUCCCGAAGCCUCUUUAUGUGUUAUCAGGGAAGUGCUAUGUAACAGAAGAACAUGAGGAACAAAUAGCUGCACUUGUCCAAGAAACUCAACCUGAAAUGCCUCUGCUUCUGGCUAUGGUGACGAAGCCCAGUGUGAAACCAUAUCCGGAUCUGGUAAUUCCUAUGGAUUAUGCACUCGCACACUUUCCACACAAAAGUCAGAUUAUCACAUUCCAGCUGCCUGGACAGAGCAAGAAGUGGCCCUGUGAGUUCCGUGUCAGAUCUGAUGGAGGUCGUUGCAGUCGUUAUUGGUCUGACUUUGCCCGUGACAAUCAUUUACUGGUGGGAGAUCUGUGCCUCUUUCAGCCAAUGAAGAGAGCUAAGGGGAGAAAAUUCAAAGUGAUGGUUCAUCUGAUUCGGAAUGGAGGAGAAAAAAAAUUCUCUUUGGCAUAUGAACAUGGAAUCAGUGAGAAGUCUCCCAAUCAAAAAAAGAAGUCUUCCAAUCAUGGUGAUACUGACAGAACUUGUGAUCUCGCAAUCAUGAUGCCACUGGGUACCUGUCUACCGGAAGUUCAGAGGAAGAAAGUUUUGGCCAAAGUUGGAGCCAUUUCUUCAGAACUGCAUAUUUACGUCACAGUAAUGACCAAGAACAAAGUCUCCUUCUCUUUAUCCUUCAACAGGAAAUACUCUGCUACGUAUCUUCGGAAGGGGAGCCGGAGUUUGGUGCUUCAGGUGGAGGGGAAGAACCAGACAUGGCAUAGCGAGUUGUCUGACAACGGAGGUGCCCUGAGGAUAAGUGGAGGCUGGACUUCUUUUGCCCGCGACAAUCACCUGCGGGAGGGGGAUAUCUGCCUCUUUGAGCUGAUGAAAAACAAGGGGCAACAAAAGAUGAUGGUCUACAUCAUUCGCAGCAAGCAUUGUUAGUUUCACGAUGUUGACAAGAUAAGUACAGAGAGGUCUCUGUUCUCUGUGCUGGCAUUUUGUACAUUCACGAGAGGCUCUUUGCUGCUUUUGGAUCUGGAUGGAUGUGGAAACUAUGGGCAUGGCCAACUACUGACUUCAGUAGAUUGGCAGACUUAUUAUGUGCCCUCAAUUUAAA
This is a messenger RNA of Lolium rigidum, 1890 nucleotides long. RefSeq names its product B3 domain-containing protein Os03g0620400-like. Gene Ontology annotation, molecular function: DNA binding. The transcript has 8 exons. Bases 195 to 1715 code for a protein of 506 amino acids. NCBI's taxonomy places the organism in Eukaryota, Viridiplantae, Streptophyta, Magnoliopsida, Poales, Poaceae. The record is from RefSeq and is a predicted model, not a curated record.